Molecule: messenger RNA, 1110 nt
Organism: Salvia hispanica
Lineage: Eukaryota; Viridiplantae; Streptophyta; Magnoliopsida; Lamiales; Lamiaceae
Product: aerobic coproporphyrinogen-III oxidase (DUF1218)
Source: RefSeq, a predicted model, not a curated record
UGGGAAAAAAGUGUAUGGAAAUACGUUCGAGACACUUAAUAAUACUACAUCAUUCCCCACUAAUUGCAAUCUAAUGAGAAUGCUAAAUCAGAAUUCAAUAUUUCAUUUUUGAUUAAUCAGCAUGCACUAAAUAAUGUGAUACUCAAAUAUCGCAAUUACACGUAUGGUUUAUUUAUUAAAUUAAAAAGCAGGUGUCAAUUCUUUUCUAUAUUCUGUUUUGGUAUUAAAGCGGAGUAAAGCCAUAAAUUCCUACUACUAGUUGCUUUUCUGAUUUCUCACUCCAGCAAUCAGUUAAAAGUAGAGUUCACACAGCUGGAACAUUCUCACACCAACUAUACUGGAAAUACACAGUGAGAAAUAUCUCAAAAAAUGGGGAUUUCAGUUCCCAUUCUCGCCAUCGCCAUCUCUCUGCACCUCAUUGCCUUCGUGCUCGCCGUCGGCGCCGAACGACGCCGUAGCACGGCGACGGUGAAACCAGAUCAGUACGAUGAGAGAACGUACUGCGCGUACGACACCGACGCGUCGACGGUGUACGGGCUGGGGGCGUUUGGACUGCUGCUGAUUGCGCAGGCGUUGAUUCACGGCGUUACCAAGUGUUUCUGCUUUGGGAGAGGGAUGAUGGGCGGCCGCCGCUCUACUACUCGCGCCGUCGUCUUCUUCGUCCUCUCAUGGGUCAUCUUUCUAGCUGCGGAGGCAUGCUUGCUGGCAGGAUCAGCUCGGAAUGCUUACCACACGAAAUAUCGAGCAAUUUUUCAUGUAGAGCACUUAUCUUGUGCCACUCUUCGUAAGGGUGUGUUCGCUGCAGGUGCUGCCCUAACAUUGUUAGCAAUGACGGCAACCACUUUUUACUAUUGGAUGCACACCAAGGCUGAUACUGGUGGAUGGGAAAAGCAUCAAAACGAAGGAGUCGGAUUAACCCCCUCACAUUUUGCAGAGAAUCAGCAUCAGAUGAAGACCGGUGAAUUUGACAAAGUGUAAUCUUUGAUUGUUAAACAAAGGUUUUAAGUACUGUUGUUUGUCAUGUCUGAAAUGAUACAAAGAUGUCUGCACUGUAAUGUGCUAACUUAAGUGCGGUAUAUAAAUAUCUGUUGUAGAAUUUCUUUUUUGUUA